GAAAAUAAAAGAGGCACAGUCGUAUCCGUCGCUUCUUUGAGGGCGACAGGUUAAGGAUGAUUUAAAAAGAGAAACCGACCUCGCUGUCGCCGUUUGUAACACCCAGAGAAUGCUCCUUUUUCGGUUGUUGGAAACCCCGUUCCUUUAAAUUUCAAAGAUGUUUUAUAAGACUACCCUGACAGUCUUAAUGGAGAGUAUUGAAUUUAAUCGGAGACCCGCGCUGGCAAAAGAAGAGGAUAGUAAAAUGAGCAGCUCAGAGGAGGUGUCGUGGAUCUCUUGGUUUUGUGGACUACGAGGAAAUGAAUUUUUCUGUGAAGUGGAUGAAGAUUAUAUUCAAGACAAAUUUAACCUAACAGGACUAAAUGAACAGGUCCCACAUUAUCGCCAAGCAUUAGACAUGAUACUUGAUCUAGAACCAGAUGAGGAACUGGAAGAUAACCCUAAUCAGAGUGACUUGAUUGAACAAGCAGCAGAGAUGUUGUAUGGAUUAAUCCAUGCUCGCUAUAUUCUCACUAAUCGUGGUAUUGCACAAAUGCUGGAGAAAUAUCAGCAAGGAGACUUUGGUUAUUGUCCUAGAGUCUACUGUGAGAACCAACCUAUGCUCCCUAUUGGUUUAUCAGAUAUUCCAGGUGAGGCAAUGGUUAAACUUUAUUGCCCCAAGUGCAUGGAUGUUUAUACUCCUAAGUCUUCACGACACCAUCACACAGAUGGGGCAUAUUUUGGUACAGGGUUCCCACAUAUGUUAUUUAUGGUGCACCCAGAGUAUCGUCCAAAGAGGCCAGCAAAUCAGUUUGUGCCCAGGCUUUAUGGUUUCAAGAUUCACCCUAUGGCUUACCAGCUUCAACUGCAGGCAGCUAGCAGCUUCAAGAGUCCAGUAAAAGCCAUUCGUUAGAAUUAUAUUCCUGAAGCCUGCAUCCAAACCAGAGGAAUGUCAACUGUUAAAAAAACUUACAAACAGAUGAGAACUUUGGUCAAACUAAACAUAUAGUCCAGUGGAGUGAUAUUUCACUCUGCUCCUCAAGUCUUCUGAACAGUCCUUUAGUUUUUUUUUUUUUUUGGCUCGGUGAUCUUUAUUUUAUGGUGUAUUUAUUGUUGUAGUCCAAGAGAUCUGUUGGAAAUAAAGAGGAUUAUAAUAGUGUCUACUUCCAGCUAGUGUAUUGAAGGUAUCCUCGUUAAAGCCUGAGACCUGGAUCGAAGGGUAAACACAUUACAAUAAUUUUUUUAAAAAUAGGUGCAUUGUAGUACCGUAAAUUAUCAUCCUUGUAUUAAAUGGGUGAUUGUGCCUCAGGUGGUGUAGAGUACAAAAAUAAAACACAAAUAGUAAAAUGUGUAAAAAAUUACAUUUAUUUGAGUUUGAUCUCAAUUCUCUGUCUGGCAUGUAAUAUGUAAUUUAGAUGAAAAUUCAGUCUGGUUUAAAAUUAUUUACAAGGUUGUUAACUGAGAAAUGUAUUCUUUUAGUUUUGAUUUAUUUACAUUUACACUGUAUUUCCAGUUUAUUUUAAUUUGGGAGGGAAAAAUAAGAAUCAGUGUAUGAAGCUGAACAUUUGCUUCAAUUUACUUCUCUCUAGUAUAAAGAGAAAAGACCAGGAUGGAUAUUUAAUUUAAAAUAAGUGAAUGCAAUCAGUGUAAAAGUUAGUGACCUUUUAUUUUUUUUCCCCCAAAAUAGUUGGACUGUUCAGACAUGCUUGAGAAUUAGCAAUUGCUUGUCUUUCUUAUUCAGCCUGUGUUCUGCUCUAACCUUCCCAAACAAGUGAAGCUCACACUCUUCAAUGUGAAGUGUUCACCUGAACGUGAUUAUAAUUUUGGUCAUUUGACUAAAAUGUAUGUAUCAUUCUUUUUUAAAAUAAAGUGUCAAUUGUACUG
Molecule: messenger RNA, 1863 nt
Organism: Erpetoichthys calabaricus (reedfish)
Lineage: Eukaryota; Metazoa; Chordata; Cladistia; Polypteriformes; Polypteridae
Gene: csnk2b
Product: casein kinase 2, beta polypeptide
Exons: 7
Coding region: 158-892 (244 amino acids)
Cellular component (GO): protein kinase CK2 complex; cytoplasm
Molecular function (GO): protein kinase regulator activity
Source: RefSeq, a predicted model, not a curated record